Molecule: messenger RNA, 2533 nt
Organism: Heterocephalus glaber (naked mole-rat)
Lineage: Eukaryota; Metazoa; Chordata; Mammalia; Rodentia; Bathyergidae
Source: RefSeq, a predicted model, not a curated record
AUGGGACAGACUCUGUCAACUCCACUUUCUCUGAUGACGGAUCAUUUCAAGAAAGUUAGAGAGAGAGCACAUAACUUAAGUAUAGAGAUCAAGAAGGGCAAACUAAUUACGCUUUGCAGGUCUGAAUGGCCAACCCUCGUCUCCAACUGGCCAGCAGAGGGGUCCUUUGACCUCGACUUGAUACACCGAGUCAAGGAUGCCAUCUUCGGGCACCCAGACCAGGUGCCCUACGUUGUGGUCUGGGAGGAUUUGGUCCUCAACCCCCCGCCUUGGAUAAAACCUUUCUUGUCUCCUCAGAAACAGCUCGGGACCGUGCUAGCGGUUCAGGAGCGAAAGGGAAGAUUGUGCGGCAGAAGUGAAACUAGCCCGUCUGCCCCGUUUUAUCCCAUCCUCCAAGGGGUGACGGAUGAAGAACUUAUUUUUCCCCCUCCCUACCAGCCCCCUCGACCACCACCCCAGGCUGAAGAUCCGGAAGGACCCCCGGGGCUGUCUGGGGCGGCAGGAGGGAGCUCUGGUCCAGCCCAGAACACUCGAGGCCGACGUGCAGCCUCACCCAUGGGACCUGCUGAUUCCACUGUCCUUCCGUUGCGGGCAACAGGGCCACCUGAUGAUAACGGGAAUCAGCCUCACCACUAUUGGCCCUUCGACGCUAGUGAUCUUUAUAACUGGAGAGCUCAGCAUGCUAAGUUCUCUGACAACCCCAGGGAAUUGAUUAACUUGUUAGAAACAGUUCUGUUCACCCAUCAGCCCACAUGGGACGACUGCCAGCAGUUGCUCCAGAUCCUGUUCACUAUGGAGGAACGUGAGAGAAUCCAAACUGAGGCCAGAAAGGUGGUACCGGGCGCCAAUGGCGAACUUACCACCAAUAUUGACCUCAUCAACGCCUCCUUUCCUCUUUCCUGCCCAGACUGGGACUUUAACACGGCCGCAGGUAAGGAGAGGCUCCGGGUCUACCGCCAGACUCUGUUGGGAGGUCUCAAAGUGGCUGCAAGACAGCCCACUAAUUUGGCAAAGGUAGGAGAUGAACAACAGGGUAGGAAAGAGAGCCCGGCGGCCUUUCUAGAGCGGAUCAUGGAGGCUUUCCGCCAAUACACCCCCAUGGAUACAGAGGCCGCCGAGACCAAGUCUGCUAUCAUCAUGGCUUUCAUUAACCGGGCAGCCCCAAAUAUUAGGAGAAAAUUACAAAAGAUAGAUAGGCUAGGAGAAAAGUCCAUCCAGGACUUAAUAGCGGUGGCGGAGAGAGUCUAUAACACCAGGGAAAGCCCUGAGAACAAGCAGGCUCGAGCUAAUGAUCACCAGACACGUAACCUGGCCCACAUCCUGCUUGCCUCCACCGCUGGGGAACCGAAGGAACGAGAACGAAUGUCACCUCUGAGAGAUUGCUAAGGAAGGCCAAGGUAAGCAAGACCGUCGAGAAUGCCCCCGCCUGGGGAAAAAUCAAUGUGCUUACUGUAAAGAGGAAGGACAUUGGGCCAAAGAAUGUCCCAAGAAAAAGGAAUGGGGUAAGACCCCCAACCUGGCUAUGGAUGAACUGAGUGAUUAGGGGGGACGGGGUUUGGACCCCCUCCCCGAACCCAGGGUAACCCUAAAAGUGGAGGGGACCCCCAUACAAUUCUUAGUAGAUAAAAGAGCUCAGCAUUCAGUCCUCCUCAAACUGAAAGGACACCUCUCGAGCGAAACCUCUUGGGUCCAAGGAGCUACGGGCAUGCACAAAUAUUCAUGGACUACCCAAAGAACAGUGGACCUCGGCAUGGGCCGGGUAUCCCACUUGUUCCUAGUUAUUCCUGAUUGCCCUUACCCCUUAUUGGGCUGAGACCUGCUCACUAAAUUAGGGGCUCAAAUUCAUUUUCAACCUGAAAAGACCAAAAUACUAGAUAGGAAAGGGAAGCCUUGGGUAUUGGGCCUUGGUCAAAAAAGGCCCAAAUCUGCAGACCAGAGGUAAGCUACUUGGGUUAUAUUCUCAAGGAGGGACAACACUGGCUGUCCCAAGCAAGGAAAGAGACAGUGCUAAAGAUUCCCCUGCCCAUGACUCCUUGGAAAGUCAGAGAGUUCCUGAGGUUGGCUGGCUUCUGCCGCCUCUGGAUCCCGGGCUUUCCUGAAUUGGCCAGACCCCUAUAUGGGCACCAAAAAGAUGCAGGACCUGCUUCGCCACGCUGAGAUUCUGAUCAAGGACGCUCAUUACAAGAUCAAACAGAUAGUGACCGACUGCAAGGCCUGCCAGCUAACCAAUGCUACCAGAAAUGAUAGCCGCCCAGGACAACGGCUCUGAGGAGACAAACCUGGUGCAUACUGGGAACUGGACUUCACUGAGGUAAGACCUGGACGCUAUGGUUACAGGUAUUUGUUAGUCUUUAUAGACACCUUUUCAGGAUGAGUGGAAGCUUUCCCCACAAAACAUGAGAUGGCACAGAUAGUUGCCAAAAAGAUCCUGGAAGACCUGCUACCGAGGUAUGGAUUUCCUGCCUUGUUAGGGUCGGAUAACGGACCAGCUUUUGUGUCCAAAAUGAGUCGGAGUUUAGCCAAUAUACUCAGG